GCAGUUGCAGUUAGGUUGGUUCGUUGCUUCCACCCCCUCCCCCUCUCCCACCCACGACUCCUCGAACCAAGCCAAGCAACCGCGGCGCCCCAGACCGACGGACGGAGACCAAGCCAGCCAGCAAGCCAUAGGCGGCGGAUCCCGGCCCCGCCGACGAGACGCAGAGAGAACCCCGCCCACCCCCUCCAGGACCAGGAGCUCGCCGCCAGAGCAGCAGGGGGGAGAGGAGCCGCCGGCUCGACUCCUGCCGCUCGAGCAGCCAGCAGGCAGCAGGCCCCUCGCGCGAUUCGGAUCCCCCCGCCGACUCGCGCGCGCCGGAGAUCUGGACUCCCCUCGCCCCCGCCGCGCCGCCGUACCGGGGACGGGAGGGGAGGAUCCAUGUCCCAGCCCCACAGGCGCAGCACCGGGAACGGCAACGGCGGCGCGGGCUCCGGCGCCGGCGGGGGCGGGGGCGGGGACUACAUCAAGUCAUGGAUCAUGUGCGGCAACCUGCAGCGCGGCUUCGGCUCCCUCGUCCGCGAGCCCUGCGGCCUCAGCCCGGACCCCUACUACCUCAAGGGGGGCAAAAUGCUCAGGCCGGAGAAAUGGAACGCGUGUUUCGAUGCCGAUGGGAAGGUCAUCGGCUUCCGUAAGGCCCUCAAAUUCAUUGUCUUAGGGGGCAUGGAUCCCUCUAUUCGAGCAGAAGUUUGGGAGUUUCUUCUUGGGUGCUAUGCCUUAAGUAGCACAACAGAGUAUAGGAGGAAACUAAGAGCCGCUCGAAGGGAGAAAUAUCAAUGUUUAGUUAGGCAAUGCAAGAGUAUGCACCCAAGCAUUGGUACAGGUGAGCUUGCGUAUGCUGUUGGCUCAAAGCUGAUGGAUGUCAGGACUAUGCCAAAAGAAAAUGACAGUAGAGAAGAAGUCAGCACAAGUCAACGAGCCUCAGAAAAUGCACCUGGCAGUACAGUAGAAAACUCGAACUUAAAUUAUGACUCUGCUGGAACACCAGAGUCACAAAGCUGUAGCAAAUCAGCUGAAGUAGCUGGUUUCAACGCACAUAAUGAUAGCUCUGUAUAUAAUUCAUCCAAAUUUAUGGUGUCCUCCACAGUGGUGAAUAGUUGCUUGUCAGAUUCUGGGGAUUACAAUGACAUGGGUGAACCAAGAUAUGACAGUGAGACGUUCAUGGAGUAUCCCUCCCUGCCUGGUACAAACUUGUUUGCAAAUGAUGGUGGGGAUGUCAAUGGGGUUGACGAAAGUCUUUGUAGUUUCUCAGUUCCUGAAGAUAGGUUAAGACAACGUGACGAACGCAUGCACAGCUUCCAGAUCAAUAAUAACAUAGAUCUCAUUAUGGAGUCCAAUUCCAGUGAUCUGUUUCGGGCUAGCAACAGUGACUCAGCCAUCUUUCACUCUGAUGCGUUCAAACAGGGUAGAUGGUUGGAUGACACUGGCUACAACAGGGAAAUAGUAGAUUCUUUGAAGAUAUCUGAUGCGCCAGAAGCAGAUUUUGUUGACGGAACCAAAUCCGACAGUCCGGUUGCAAACAAAGACAGAGUCGCCGAGUGGCUAUGGACAUUGCAUAGAAUUGUGGUCGAUGUUGUCAGAACAGAUAGCCAUCUCGAUUUCUAUGGAGAAUCAAGAAAUAUGGCGAGAAUGUCAGAUAUACUUGCAGUUUAUGCAUGGGUUGAUCCUUCCACUGGAUACUGUCAAGGUAUGAGCGAUCUUCUUUCCCCUUUUGUUGUUCUAUACGAGGAUGAUGCAGAUGCCUUUUGGUGUUUUGAGAUGCUACUGAGAAGGAUGCGUGAAAAUUUCCAGCUCGAGGGACCUACAGGAGUUAUGAAGCAGUUGGAAGCAUUGUGGAAGAUCAUGGAAUUGACAGAUACAGAAUUAUUUGAGCAUUUAUCAGCAAUUGGUGCUGAAAGCCUCCAUUUCGCUUUCCGGAUGCUGCUAGUGCUUUUUCGUCGAGAGCUAUCUUUUGAGGAGUCGCUGAGCAUGUGGGAGAUGAUGUGGGCUGCUGAUUUUGAUGAAGAUGCAAUCAGGAAUUUGGAAGCGAACUGCCUAGAACAAUUGCUACUAGAUGUGAAGAAUGAUUUUUCAUGUGAGGCCAAAGAAGAGCCCCGGGUGAACAAGUACACGAGAAGAAAAUCCAAAAGCAGGAGAUCCCAUCGUAGAAAUGGUGAAAUCCGCGUGUCUUGCAACCCUGGAGUGAAAUCUAGUACAAGAAAUCCCCUGUGUGGCUUGUCAGGUGCUACUAUCUGGGCAAGGCAUCAACAUAUGCCUCAUUUGAGUACAAAUGUCUUGACAAAGAAUGGAGACGACGAACUGCCUAUAUUCUGUGUAGCAGCAAUCUUGAUAAUAAAUCGGCACAAGAUUAUUAGAGAUACUCACUCAAUAGAUGAUGCUAUCAAGAUGUUCAACGACAAUAUACUGAAAAUCAAUGUAAAAAGAUGUGUGCGCCUGGCUGUCAGGCUGAGGAAGAAGUACCAGUACAAGUCACUAAAAGGAGGUUCAGAGGAGGACGGCGUCGGAGCAGCAGUCCUAAGCAUCUCCAGGAUUUUCUGUUGCGAGGUUAGGAUAAAUUGUACAUAUGAGGAUGGCGGGUUGCUACAUCUGCCUUGUUCGUCGGAUUCCGGUAGAAUCAACCACUCGAUCGACUUAAUUUCCCCCGCCGGUGCUGCCUCUGUUUUGCCGAAGAUGCUGGGCGGACUUUACGGCGACCUCCCGCCGCCCACCUCGGCGGCCGGCGACGACGACAAGCCGACCGCCUCCGUCUGGUCGAGCGCCACCAAGAUGGCGCCGCCCACCCUCCGCAAGCCCUCCGCGACCUUCGCCCCUCCCACGUCCCUCCUCAGGAACCAGCACCCCCGCCCCGCCGCCGCUCCCAAGGCCAGCGCCGUCCACCAGCAGCAGCAGCAGCAGCCGCCGCACCCCCUCCCCCUCGCCUCCGCCGUCACCACCACCACCGCAGCGUCCUUCCACCCCGCCCUCGUCGCCGUGCAGUCCACCGUGCUCGAGGAGUACGACCCCGCCAGGCCCAACGACUACGAGGACUACCGCAAGGAGAAGCUCAAGCGGGCCAAGGACGCCGAGAUGAAGAAGGAGCUCGACCGGAGGCGCCGCGAGGACCAGGAGCGGGAGAGGGAGCGCGAGCUGAGGGAGGCCGAGGCACGCCUGCGGGAGGAGCAGUCCAGGGCCUCCUCCCUCAACAUAUCCGGCGAGGAAGCCUGGAAGAGGAGGGCCGCCAUGAGCGGCGCUGGCGGCGGCGCUACUCCUCAGAGGGUCUCGUCUCCGCCCCACGGCGAUGCCAGUGGCUUCUCCAUCCCAGGCUCCUCCUCCUCUGGCUUGGGCGUGGGCGCCGGCGGCCAGAUGACCGCUGCCCAGAGAAUGAUGGCCAAGAUGGGGUGGAAGGAAGGCCAGGGGCUCGGCAAGCAAGAGCAGGGAAUCACAGCGCCUCUGGUUGCUAGGAAGACUGAUCGGAGGGCAGGGGUUAUUGUCGAUGAGAGCAGUUCCAGGAGGCCCAGAUCAGCCAACUUUGAAGGCCAGCCCACCAGAGUAGUGCUGCUGCGUAACAUGAUUGGUCCGGGCGAGGUUGACGACGAGCUGGAAGACGAGAUUGCCUCGGAGUGCUCCAAGUUUGGGGCUGUGUUGCGCGUGCUGAUAUUCGAGAUCACCCAGGCAAACUUCCCCGCAGACGAAGCAGUGAGGAUCUUCGUGCUGUUCGAGAGGACAGAAGAUUCAACCAAGGCGUUGGUCGAACUGGAAGGGCGCUACUUUGGCGGACGCAUAGUGCACGCCACCUUCUUCGAUGAGGGAAGGUUCGAGAGGAACGAGCUCGCUCCGAUGCCCGGCGAAGUACCAGGGUUCGACUAAACCUUCAUAAGCAGACUAAAGAACUGGACGUUGGUGUCUCGGGUGUAAUUUAAUCUAGAGCAUGAACGCUGUUUUUCUCUUUUCUUUUGAGGACAGUUUACAGCAUGUUGACCUAUUGCCGUUUUAUUAUUGUAGAGUUGUUAUUGUUAUA
Triticum aestivum (bread wheat) is the source of this 3994-nucleotide messenger RNA. RefSeq lists its product as uncharacterized. The transcript has 14 exons. Gene Ontology annotation, cellular component: precatalytic spliceosome. Bases 379 to 3843 code for a protein of 1154 amino acids. The record is from RefSeq and is a predicted model, not a curated record. Lineage: Eukaryota; Viridiplantae; Streptophyta; Magnoliopsida; Poales; Poaceae. Gene Ontology annotation, molecular function: RNA binding. Gene Ontology annotation, biological process: mRNA cis splicing, via spliceosome.